Molecule: messenger RNA, 3065 nt
Organism: Callorhinchus milii (elephant shark)
Lineage: Eukaryota; Metazoa; Chordata; Chondrichthyes; Chimaeriformes; Callorhinchidae
Gene: dhx40
Product: DEAH (Asp-Glu-Ala-His) box polypeptide 40
Exons: 18
Coding region: 1-2247 (748 amino acids)
Cellular component (GO): intracellular anatomical structure
Molecular function (GO): RNA binding; ATP binding
Source: RefSeq, a predicted model, not a curated record
AUGUGGAAGAACGAGGCUAAUGAGAGGGGUACGGAGGGCAGGGAGAGGGGUACGGAGGGCAGAGCUGGGGCCACGGACUCGCUGCCCAUCCGCAAGCACAGAGAGCAGUUGGUGGAGGCAGUGAAACGCAAUCCCUUCCUCAUCGUGACCGGAGAGACGGGGAGUGGCAAAACCACACAGUUACCGCAGUAUCUGCGCCGGGCAGGCUUUGCGCAGGACGGUCUGAUCGGGGUGACGCAGCCCAGGAGGGUGGCUGCCAUGUCGGUGGCCCUGCGGGUAGCGGAGGAGAUGUGCUGUCCCCUGGGGGCUGACGUGGGGUAUCAGGUCCGCUUCGAUGACUGCACGUCCGAGGCGACUGCCAUAAAGUACAUGACGGAUGGCUGUUUGCUUCGGGAGAUCCUGAAGGACCCGGGUCUCAGUCGUUACAGCAUCAUCAUCCUGGACGAGGCCCACGAGAGGAGCCUCAGCACAGAUAUUCUCUUUGGUUUGCUGAAGAACCUGAUGGCACAGACGGGCUCCUGUGAUCGUCGAUCUCCCCUGAAGGUGGUGGUGAUGUCGGCCACGCUGGAGACGGAGAAACUCGUGAAAUUCCUGGAUGACUGCCCCGUCUAUCAUGUCUCUGGACGCACCUUCCCCGUCAAGCAAACCUUCUGCAAUCUGAUCGGCCCGAGGGACAAGGAGAGCACUGCCUUUGUUAAAGAGGUUGUGGACAUUACUCUGGAGAUCCACAUGAACGAAUUGGAAGGAGACAUCUUAGUUUUUUUAACGGGUCAGUCUGAGAUCGAGCGAGCUUGUGAUAUACUUUACCAGAAGGCGGAAUCAAUAGAUUACCAAUACAGCGUGAGAGAUCGAUGUGUGGAAGGGCUGCUGAUCCUGCCCCUUUAUGGGUCACUGCCAACGGAUCAGCAGAAAAAGAUCUUUCUUCCUGCUCCGACUCACAUCAGAAAGUGCGUCGUUGCUACUAACAUUGCUGCCACCUCUUUGACAAUUGAUGGAAUAAGGUACGUGGUGGACAGCGGCUUCGUGAAGCAGUUAAACCACAAUCCUCGAGUCGGCCUGGACAUCCUGGAGGUGGUCCCAAUCUCCAAGAGUGAGGCCGUGCAGCGGGCAGGAAGAGCUGGAAGAACAUCCGCUGGGAAAUGCUUCCGGAUCUACAGCAAAGAAUUUUGGGAGAAGUGUAUGCCUGAUCACAUGGUCCCCGAGAUCCAGAGAACAAGUUUAACGUCUGUGAUCCUGACUCUCAAAUGUCUGGGAGUCAACAAUGUUAUUGGGUUCCCAUACCUCGACAGUCCUGAGGAACGACACAUUUUGGAGGCUCUGAAGCAGCUGUACCAGUGCGACGCUAUUGACAGGUUGGGAUGUGUAACCAAACUGGGCCGUCUGAUGGUGGAGUUUCCUCUCCCCCCGGCUCUGACCGGCGCAGUGCUGAAGGCGGGAGCGCUGGGCCUCGAGGACCUUUUACUGCCUGUGGCUGCGAUGCUUUCGGUGGAAAACGUUUUCAUUCGACCAGGAAACUCGGAGAAACAGAAAGAAGCUGAUCUGAGGCACCGGGAGAUGGCACUGGAGGCUGGCGGCACCAACGACUUUGCGACGCUGCUCAACGUGUUUGAAAAGUGUAGAGCAAAUGCCUCCCCAGCCACCUGGUGCCGUGAACACUGGAUCCACUGGCGGGCGAUGAAGACGGCGUUCAGUGUGGAGAAACAGCUCCGAGAAAUACUCUGUAGAGUGAAACAGAUGAAGGACUUCCCCAUCGAGACCUUUGAUGGCUCCAGCAGUGAGCUGCUGAGAAGGUGUCUGUGUGCCGGGUAUUUCAGCAAUGUCAUCAGAAAGUCGGUGGGAAGAACCUUCUACACAAUGGACGGACACGGAUCAGUUGUUCACAUUCAUCCUUCCUCCAUCCUGUUUGAUCAGGAAAGCCAACUGGACUGGGUUAUAUUUCACGAUGUCCUGGUUACGUCUAAAGUCUACGUGCGGAACCUGUGCCCGGUGCGUUACGAGUGGGUGAAGGACCUGCUGCCCAAACUGCACGAAAUCGACGUGUACCAGCUGAGCAGUGUGGCGAGGGAUCAGGUGACCGAGGAGAUGGUGACAAGGGGAGCAAAGCAGGAUUCUAAACAAAAAUCUGAACAAGAGGUGGAGGAAGCGCUGAAGAAACUGGAGAAGAGGAAUGAUGACCAGUCCAUAUCGGACGCUCGAGCCCGGUACCUUCAGCGAAAGCUCGAGAAGUCUCACAGCAACGCUCGCUGAGGGUAGAGAUGAGCCAGAGAGAGAAAGAGAGAGAGAGAGAGAGAGAGAGAGAGGAGAGAGAGAGAAAAACAAAUGUGGGCAAAUGGUAAAGGAAGCAGGAAGCAGCCAGUGCUGUUGACUUUUCCUCACUGGUUGGGUAGGAGCAGGUCAUUCCCACCAGGCUUGGGCAGAGUCGAAGCCUGAAACCACCAUCAGAGGGUUUGACAGUUUAAAAAACAAGGCAACAGCUGGAGUCUCCUGUAGGUUCCAUCUACCGCAGGAGAUCACUUUAUAUUCUAACCAAACAAAUUGCCUCGAGAAGCCAAACCUCUCCCAGUGCAGGCAAAUGAAAGGCACGUGUCAAAUGAUGGUCGCAGCGAACUUCAGAAUCGCAAGUAAAGUCUUGCGUGAGGAUGGACGUUGGGGUGGGGUCGGGGAGGGAAAGCACAGGUGCUGUGUUUGUGUGCAGAAAUGUUCGAACACUUUUCGUGGUGGGAAAACUAGGGGAGAUUAGAAAAAAGGAUGGAAAUCUGAAAGGGGACAGUGAAAUGGUGCAAAUCUACAGCAAUCGCAGUCUGAAGGAGAAAGGUUAAUGUUUCAAGAGAGGCUUUACUCCAGACUUCAAUGAAAAGCAUGCACUUCUUUCUCUCUGUGUUAGUAAAGUUUGCCAGCUCCACUUCGUUUCAAUUCAUUGCAUAACUGCCUCGGAAGUGACCGAAAAAAGUUGUGAAAUGAUCAGAAAAUACCUCUUUUUUUUGCUUUUUUUCUGUUGAAGUGCAACAGAACGUUCAUUUUAAAGAACUAAUAAAAGUGCCAUGGCCUAAGCCAAUUGAAAAGUG